Molecule: messenger RNA, 3552 nt
Organism: Photinus pyralis (common eastern firefly)
Lineage: Eukaryota; Metazoa; Arthropoda; Insecta; Coleoptera; Lampyridae
Product: eukaryotic translation initiation factor 2-alpha kinase 3-like
Exons: 6
Coding region: 1552-3252 (566 amino acids)
Biological process (GO): protein phosphorylation
Molecular function (GO): protein kinase activity; ATP binding
Source: RefSeq, a predicted model, not a curated record
GGAAUUUUUUCUACAGGCUUGCUCUGUGGCUCUGUGGAUGUUAAGCUACUUGGCUACUCUCACUGUGACUUAAAAAAUGUGUCAUCCAAACGGUCAAGCUUUGAUCGCAGAACGGUAGCUUGAUGAGAUUCGUGUGGAAGGGGUCAAAGCUGGCGUCCGGUAUCCUGAAGUUUCCAAGUCCGGCACUGUUCUGACGGUGGACUUUGCAGCGUUGGCAAGAAAUGUAUUGAAUGCAAAGGACGUAUUUGACUCGGCCAAAAGAACCUAAGCGGUACGCUUUAAAAUGGCUCUACCACUGGAUGAGAGAUUAUGGACGGUUUCAAAAACGUGGCGUCGUAGUGUGACUGGUAGGUAUGGCAUGAUGGACCAUUAAAUUCUAGGCGAGGAUUGUCUAGGAUGUGAAGUAGGUACACCUGAAAUCAGCAGUAGGUUUGGUAUCUGGAUGUUGGCAGAUCAACAUUAAUUUUAGCUUAGUAGAUAAAGUAAAACAGUUAAUAAUAAUAAUAAUAAAUAGUCUUUAUUGCAUUAAGAAAGAAUAUAUAAAAAAAAUUAUGAAAAUUAAAUGCGGGGCGAGAUUCAGUUACAGGGGGUAGCUUCCCUGUAGCUGCUCUUACUUUGAAAUUCUUAUUUCAAAUGUCACACGGAGCACGAUAUAAAUGACGUUCAGAACAUAUGACAGUUCUGUUUCUAUGGAAAAUACCUAAUCUUAAUAAUAAAUAAGCUUUAUUUUGCGCAUAAUAGAAAAUAACAACAAAUAAUCGUAUAUUAUAUUACGGCCUAAGAGCUCUAUGUGACGUAAAUCGAUACAAAAAAGAUUUAUCAGAAAAAGGUAGUUCCACUUGACAGAUCGUUAUACCGGGUGGUGGCUUGUACAACGCCCCAUAAGAAUUUCAAUAGUAAUUUUUUCAUUUCUGAUUAAUGGACUUCCCUAAUUAUUUUAGAGAUAAGAUCCCAAUUGCACAUUACUUAUUCAAAAAUCAAUCAUAGUUAUAUUCUAAAAAUUACACACAUCAGACAUUAUUUUUUAAAAGAAUUCUUAAUUAUACCAAAGAGUACCCAUGGUAAUGGUACGCAUAUAAAAUUAGUUUAGUGACUGUCUGCUCCCAACGAAAAAUAAUAACAGUUGGAGUUUGAGGACAUGCAUUUUAAAGUAUUAUAGGAGAUGCCUGAUGUUGAAUGAAGAAAUUAGUCAGUUUCAUGAAAAAGAUGAUUUCCUCGAGCCCAACGUGCCAGUGCUAAACAAAAAUUACAUCAUUUGUCUGUGGAAACUUAAUAGUAUAAAUUUUGCUUCGUAGUUUACAUGACCGUUUGUAUGUGAAUGUGACUCACUUUUGUUCUGUGCUUUUGUAUAACAGUUGCAUCAUUUUUCUAACCCAGUUCAAAAAUAUUUUUUCAUCAAAAUGUUCCUUAAUUCAAGAAAAUUUUGUUAAAAAAUCAUAUUCAAACUAACUAAUCUUAAGUUUGCCAUCGAUGUCAUUACAAAAAGUAAAGAAAUAGAGUCGACGGUUUUUAGGUUACGUACACGUCUAGAAAGUUCUAAAUAGUUCUUUGAUGGCAAAAUCGGGAAUGUCAGGAAGCAAAUCCAAUGAAAAGAAGGCUAGUAAUAACCGUCCAAAGAAGUCAUCCACGCUGGACGUUAAGAAUCCUACACCGGAGACUAUUAACAAUGUAAACACUGUUUGUAAACCCAAACCUACGUCAACACCGACUAGUAUUCUAAUCGAGUCUCUAGUCAAGAAUUUGUGCUCGAUAUGUGAACCGGAUGAGCAAAAGUCGGAGAAAAUUUACAACUUCAUUUGCAGUAAAUUGUUUGAAAUGAAAUUGGUAGAUGAAAGUUACAACAUGAUCGAAUUUGAAGGUAUGCGUAACCAAUACCAACGCGCUUUAUAUCACUUAGUUACGUCUGCUAUUGGUAAACAACCAGUACCUUCACUGCAAGCCUUUUGGCAAAAUAAUGACAUCACUAACGAAUGGUCCCAUUAUUAUCGAGAAUUUGACGAGAUUGAAUAUAUAGCAGGUGGUGGUUUUGGGCAGGUUUAUCGUGUAAAGCACAAGUUGGAUGGGACAGAUUAUGCAAUUAAAAAGAUCGUGAUACGUUCAGAAGGAAUUAAGUCCAUUCGUAAUUACCUUUCAGAGGUGAAGACGUUUGCGAGUUUAAAUCACUCGAAUGUUGUCCAAUAUAAAGCAGCAUGGUUGGAGUUGGGUGGAGCUCGUAACAAGCAGGUCGACAACAAUGUAUCAUAUACAACUGAACCUUCUGAUCACAACCUAAUUACUGGCGAUGCAGACCAAUACAUUUACCCAGACGCCGCGACUGAAAUGGACACAUUUACUCAGAGAAUGGAGGAGUCUGACUUCGAAGUUAGUUUCCAAGCCACAUCGGAAAUUCAUCAGUAUUCGCAAUCUAGUAAUAGCAUUUUUAAUAGCGAUAGAAAAGUUAGAAGAAGCGCUCGGGUGAAGCGUAACAGUAUUUCCGAAGGCGGGAAUGCCAUUUGCAAACUGGAUGAAAUAGAGAGUCUAUACGUGCAGGCGAAAAGCGAGUUGAAAUGGGCUACUCUGUACAUACAGAUGGCAUUGUGCCAAACAACUUUAAGACAUUGGUUGGAGAAACGCUAUGAGACUGAACACAGUAAGGAUUCAGCUUUAAUUUCCGUAAAUAUGAAUCAAGUUCACUAUGAUUCUGUUAUGGAAAUUUUAAGGCAACUUUUGUUAGGUAUAGAAUACAUUCAUUCGAAACGGAUCGUGCAUCACGAUAUAAAACCAAGUAACAUUUUUAUCCAAAUUGAUAACGGUCGACUAUUGGUGCAGUUAGGCGAUUUCGGUUUGGCUUGCCCGCUGCAAAGUGUUAAACACAGUUUAGCGUUCGGUACAAAGCUAUACGCUGCACCAGAACAAUUGGCGGGAAAAUGCGAUUCGAAGAGCGAUAUGUAUUCUCUCGGCAUUGUUUUGUUUGAGCUCGUUAUGUCGUUCAGUACGGACAUGGAACGUAUACGUACCAUUACGGAAUUAAGAAGAAACGGUCUCGGUUCAGAUUGUUUAGCUUCAAAUGCUCAAUUCACCGCGGUAAUUAAAGACCUGAUGGCGAGACACCCGGGCGAUCGUCCCGACGCUACAACCCUAAUGCAAAGGCUCAGGUUGAACCUUUCCGAGUCGGACUUGGUGCAGGAGUUACGUUCUCAGUUGGCGCAAAAAGACGACGAAAUAUUGAGAUUACAAACUAUACUAAAGAAUGCUGGGCUGCACGCUACUUAGUUGGUCAGGGGAAAUUUGCACUUGAAGUUUACAUUUCAUUUCAAGAAUUAUCCCACAAAAAUACGUCCUGAUUGACUUGGAUGGAUGGACGGGCGUGUGUCUUGCAAGCAAAUGUUAUUAUUGCACUGCCUAAUGUGUUUUUGUUUUAUAAACGAUACCAAAAUCAUUAUAGCCAUUAUUUUAAUGAUACUUAAAUGGUCGUACAAUUUUGAUACUCAUAUUUUGUACAAGUCCAUGACUGAACAUGUUAUCAUGUGAGAUAUUGUGAUAUUAAAAACUUAAUAAAGUUAUUACUUUUUA